UGGACGUUUUUUUUUUUUUAAUAUAAAUUAGUACACGUUUAGGCAAACGGGGAAGGAGUAACAGUAACCUUGCAACCUACAGUCUGUAAAGAGCAGCGCAUUUAACGAUUUGCCGAGGACCAAGAAAGGCAGUCUCAAAUCAGAUCAGCUGCACUGCGUGGUCUACAAGUACAUCUCAUACUGACACAGCGCUGGGACACCCUGUGAUAUACAGUAUGCAGCCUUGUAAAGUUGCUCUGGUUUGUGACAGACAUGUGAGAAGCCAACCAAGAGUUAACUUAAGACAUACUUUCAAGGGCUGUUGUGUGCACAUCAUGAUGCUGAAGCUGGUGAUGCUGAGUCUGGCUUGGCUUGGUGAAGGAAAAAAGAUUGAAACAAGUUUGUUAAAAGCACAAGAUGCAGCUUCGCUUCCUCCAAAGCCCAAGAUUGACCGCUGCCGCUCGGCCGAUAUGGAAACUUUCACGUGCUGGUGGAGCACAGCGGAUGAUGGCACAGGGGAUUCAAGAAACAGCAACUACACUCUGACCUAUACUGUGGGAUUUGCGCCAAAGCGAGAAUGCCCAGACUACAUCACUGGGGGUAGUAACAGCUGUUACUUUGACAGCGAUAACACACAGGUUUGGGUGGUCUAUUGCCUGAAUGUCACUGCAUGGAACAAGCACGGCUCACAGACUUCAGAUGAGCACUGCCUGGAUGUUGUAGACAUAGUUGAGCCAGACCCGCCCACUAACAUGACGUACUCGUUUACAAACAGCAGCCACGAUGGUCGUGGCCAGACUGUGCUUGUGUCCUGGCUUGCCCCUGAGACUGUUGACGUGGAGAGCUGGCUCACGCUGGUUUACGAGCUGCAGUUCCGACGGAAAUCAGAGCACCACUGGAAGGUAAAAGGUAUUCUGCGGGAGCCCAAGAUAGAAUUGCUGGACUUUCCAGAAGGAAGCUACAUUGUCAGAGUCAGAUGUAAAUCCAAGAAUUCUGGGCACUGGAGUAAAUGGAGCAAACCCAUGACAUUGAACAUUUUACUAGGGAAAUCUAUAGAUAUGAUGCUGGCAUUGAUCCUAGUAACUGGAGUCAGCAUUAUGGCUGUCUUGAUAAUUGGCUUCAGCAUUUUACCUCAAAGAAAAAGGAUUAAAGCUAUUCUCCUGCCUCCCAUUCCUAAACCAAGAAUCAGUGGGAUUGAUCCGCUCCUUUUGAAGAGGGGCAAAAUGGAUGAAAUCAAUCGACUUUUCACUUCAUUCUACGGAUACAUCCCUUCUCAGUAUGCAGAGGAAUCAUGGCUGGAGGUCAGCAUGGACGGGAGCGUUUCAUCCAAAGACAGCCUAGCAGAGGAUGAUGGGAAGCCUCGCAGUACACAGUGCCCCAUUGAUCUUGUCAAGAAGGUGGUAGAAGCGAAGGAGGAACAAAUGUACAUUCUGGAGCUGGACAGAAGCCAGCUGAGUCUAAAAGAAAGCAUGAAUCCAAAUGCGAACGUCGCUUGGAGUUCUGAAAACAAAAUUAACGUGGAGAAAUCGUUUGAAGCUAUAACAAGCCCUGGGGGGGGAUACAGUGUCGCCCUCAGCCCAACAACCGGACCCUCUGUUCACACAGGUCACAAUUUCUAUACCUGUGUGAACAGAGUGAGCUGCAGUGGGGCUGUGCAGCUUGCUCCCUGUUUACCAGACUUUGGACAUAAAUCCACCUUCUUGGAACUCAAAGAUUCAAAAGGCGCCAUGGGAAAACCCAAGCAUCAGAAUUCAACCACUAGCAGCCCAAAAAGCACAGCCAGCCAAAAUGAUCCUUCUCCAUACAAGGUGAAGCUGCCUGAUGUUAAGGGUGGUUUCAGUGAGUGGGGGGGUUGUGGAAUUUUAAGCUACACAACAGUGGAGGCCCUACACCUUCAUCAGGAUGCUACACCUGGGACUAGGCUUCAGCCAGAACAAUGAAUAUUUGUGUUUGGAUCACAAUGACCCCGCGACCCCUUUACUGACGUGUCACAUCUCAGAGAAGUAAGCCAUGUUCCGAGAGUCUUUCACAAGGAUAUCCCUUAUGAAUUGGUUCUCUGGUUGGAAGCAGGUUUUGGCCUGAGAGAGGGAGGCGGGUGUUUCUGGUAAAAAAAUAAAUGGCCAUUUUUAAGCCACAGCUGAUGUCUGGAUAGUGCUUUCUGGUUUCCCUCAAGUUCUUCAAUUUAGAGUCUAAUUUUGGAGUCCACAAACAAAAAACGAUCCAUUCAUGUAUGUAGCUCGGUCAAAUACCAUCCUGGUUUUCUGCACACCACAGAAAGACUUUUAGUUACAUUUUAGUUUUUUUUUUUAGUUUUUUAUUAUAUUGUGUAUGAAAGCCGUAUUAUAAAAAUAUAAAGCCAUGUAUCCUUCUGAAGGAACUUCUGAGGUAGAAAAGAAAAACUACAGCAGAAAAAAAUACAAUUUAAAAAGAGAACGCCAAAACCAGAACACCAAUAAAUAAGUUCUUAUUGCCAAAGGAAAGGCAUUUAAAAUAAUAACAGUAUAGCCUUUGAAACAUGUCUUGCCUCUCAUUAGCAUAACUACACUAACAAGUCCCGAUCAUUUUGCUGUGGAAAGCUUAGUUUCCUAUUCGGGUGAAAUGCAUUUAUCCUGCCGCAGCUCUGUAAGUCACUUACAGUGCAGAGGGGAUUAGGACAACCCCAGAGCCUCACGCUCACCUAUAUAACCAUUAUCUGUAACACACAAAAUGAAGUGAGAGAGGAAGCCAUAUUUCUAUCGCUGUCAGAUGUACUGUGUUAUAAUGUACGAAUUGGGGUAGGUAAUAAAUAUAUAAUAAAUAUAUAAAUAUAUACAGUGCCUUGCAAAAGUAUUGAGACCCCUGACCAAUUCUCUCAUAUUACUGAAUUACAAAUGGUACAUUGAAAUUUCGUUCUGUUUGAUAUUUUAUUUUAAAACACUGAAACUCAAAAUCAAUUAUUGUAAGGUGACAUUGGUUUUAUGUUGGGGAAAUAUUUUUAAGAAAAAUAAAAAACUGAAAUAUCUUGCUUGCAUAAGUAUUCAACCCCCACACAUUAAUAUUUGGUAGAGCCACCUUUCGCUGCAAUAACAGCUUUAAGUCUUUUGGGGUAAGUAUGUACCAGCUUUGCACACAGUGUCGGAGUGAUUUUGGCCCAUUCUUCUUGGCAGAUUUGCUCCAGGUUGUUCAGGUUGGUUGGAUGACACUUGUGGACCGCAAUUUUCAAAUAGUGCCACAGAUUCUUAAUGGGAUUUAGAUCAGGACUUUGACUGGGCCACUGUAGGACAUUCACCUUUUUGUUCUUGAGCCACUCCAAUGUUGCUUUAGCCUUGUGCUUGGGAUCAUUGUCCUGCUGAAAGGUGAAUUUCCUCCCAAGCUUCAGUUUUUUAGCGGACUGAAGCAGGUUCUCUUGCAGUAUUUCCCUGUAUUUUGCUCCAUCCAUUCUUCUUUCAAUUUUAACAAGAUGCCCAGUCCAUGCUGAUGAGAAGCAUCCCCACAGCAUGAUGCUGCCACCACCAUACUUCACUGUAGGGAUGGUGUGUCUUGAGGCAUGGGCAGUGUUAGGUUUGCGCCACACAUAGUGCUUUGAGUUUUGGCCAAAAAGCUCUAUCUUGGUCUCAUCUGACCACAAAACCUUUUCCCACAUCGCAGCUGGGUCACUCUCAUCCUUUCUGGCAAACUCCAGACGUGCUUUCAGUUGGUACUUUUUGAGUAACGGCUUCUUUCUUGCCACCCUCCCAUACAGGCCAGUGUUAUGCAGAGCUCUUGAUAUGGUUGACAGGUGCACCAUUACUCCACUCCCAGCCACUGAACUCUGUAGCUCCUUCAAAGUGAUUGUUGGCCUCUCUGUGGCUUCUCUCACAAGUCUCCUUCUUGUCUGAGCACUGAGUUUUGAGGGACGGCCGUUUCUUGGCAGUGCCUGGGUGGUGUGAUGCAGCUUCCACUUCCUGAUUAUUGAUCCAACUGUGCUCACUGGGAUAUCCAAACACUUGGAUAUUAUUUUGUACCCUUUCCCUAAUCUAUGCAUUUGUAUUACUUUAUCUCCAACUUCUGUAGAAUGCUCUUUGGUCUUCAUUUUCCUUCAGAUUCACAGCCUGACCAAUGAUCCUUCAACAGUGGGGUUUUUAUCCAGAAAAUGUGACAGCAACUUUAAUGGUUCACAGGUGGAGGCCAAUGGUAAGGUAAUUGUGUCCUCGUUAGGGCAAUUUUUUUCAUCGGUGUAAACUGGGAGCUUCCACAGCACAGGGGUUGAAUACUUAUGCAAGCAAGAUAUUUCAGUUUUUUAUUUUUCUUAAAAAUAUUUCCCAACAU
Acipenser ruthenus (sterlet) is the source of this 4266-nucleotide messenger RNA. Its product is annotated as prolactin receptor-like. Gene Ontology annotation, biological process: cytokine-mediated signaling pathway. The record is from RefSeq and is a predicted model, not a curated record. The transcript is spliced from 9 exons. Bases 216 to 1919 code for a protein of 567 amino acids. Gene Ontology annotation, molecular function: cytokine receptor activity; protein binding. Gene Ontology annotation, cellular component: external side of plasma membrane. NCBI's taxonomy places the organism in Eukaryota, Metazoa, Chordata, Actinopteri, Acipenseriformes, Acipenseridae.